This is a messenger RNA of Amphimedon queenslandica, 1552 nucleotides long. Its product is annotated as extracellular protease-like. The coding region runs from base 22 to 1419 and encodes 465 amino acids. Gene Ontology annotation, molecular function: metalloendopeptidase activity. The record is from RefSeq and is a predicted model, not a curated record. NCBI's taxonomy places the organism in Eukaryota, Metazoa, Porifera, Demospongiae, Haplosclerida, Niphatidae. The transcript is spliced from 2 exons.
AUUUUAGUCAUUGGAUCCACCAUGACUUUCAAAAUAUCAUAUGUCUUUCUCUUUCUUGUCUUCAUUGCUUCUACAAGCAGUUCAUCAUAUAUUACAGAUGAGUCUGAGUCAGCUGAAUUAGAGGCAUACCGCAUAGCAAAGUUAGGAUAUCUGCUUAGCUCUGCUCAAAGUCAUAAAGAUUCCGAUACAGAAGUAGAGCCAGAUGAUACAGAUAUUAAUAAAGAGCCUAAUACUACACCUGAUGAUACAGAUAUUUAUAAAGAGCCUAAUACUACACCUGAUGAUAGAGAGGACAUACCUAUUUCAGAGGUUGACAUCCAGUUAGUGAAAGACAUAAGAGAGGAAAGGGUAAAUAAAGAUAUUGCUCUCGAUAUGAACUGUGAGAGGGUUGUCUCAAUGGUCACUUGUUCUUUCCAGUACAAAAACAAUGGAGUCAAGGACUAUUAUUUAUUCAAACGUGAUUCUCCACUAGAGGGCGAGAUCAAUUCUCCAUUCAUAUACGUUUAUGGCAAUGGGUAUCCGGUUCAAUACAAGGGGAUAAUAGUCCACCGCAAAGAUCCAACACUGGAUGACUUUGUCUUGCUAAGAGCUGGAAAGAGCAUAUCUGCUUCAAUCAGACUCACUGAUGCAUUUGACUUUACGCAAAAUACAAUUUACACCGUCCAGUACAACAAACCAAUCAUGUAUAUUGAGAAAGGAAGCAUAAUGAUGGAAUGGAAGAGGAGUGGAAUAAAGGCAAUGCGUGCUACAGCAGUUUUUAAGGCUGAUACUUUUCUCUUGUACGACGUUGGGUCCCUCUCUAAACCAGACUUAAGCAUCGAAACUGAUCAAGAUGAUGAUGAAGAUGCAUACCAAGAGGAUGAUGUUGACAUUACAGGUCAGUCUUGUCGUGGUGCUAAAGUAACUGGAGGUGAUAGCAUACAAUCGAAUAACACUCUUGAGCUCCAUGAAGACCUUUGCAAUAAUCUAAACAUGGCAAGGGGAAUGAUUAAAAAGCCAUUUAAAAAGUACAUGGAAUGGUUUGGAAAGAAUGAAAAAAAAUACUACAGGUAUGUAUACAAUACCUUUACAAUCAUUUUAAAUCGGUUGAGAAGAACUGAAGUUCACUAUGAGGUCAAAAAAAAGUGCCCAAGAGGCUGGAUUGCGUAUAUUCACAAAUCUGAGAAGGGAAUGAUAGCACUUUGCAAGUCUUUCUUUGAUAUAAAAGAAAUUUACUGUACAGAAAAUCCUUAUGAGCAGACCAGAGAGGGAGUUGUAGUCAAUCUACUGGUUCAAGGAUCUGAGCAUGCCUACAACUUGGUAUCGCAUCCAGGAUAUUAUAUUAAGUGGCUGGCAUAUUCUUUUCCAAUGAUUGCUAUCAAAAAUGUCAAAAAUUACGAGUUGUUCUAUUGCGAUGCUCAAGAACCAGAACCCUAUUAGAGAUUGGAUUCAUGAUUCUAUUGAACUAUAAUUUGAACAUUUUUGUAAUGUAGAUAGCUAUUAGCCUUAAUUAAUUUUUCAUAUAUUAUAUAGCUACAGAAUAAAUAAUUGCUCAUAGCAUUAAUCAAACAGA